Rhizoctonia solani is the source of this 951-nucleotide messenger RNA. RefSeq lists its product as uncharacterized. The record is from RefSeq and is a predicted model, not a curated record. The coding region runs from base 1 to 951 and encodes 316 amino acids. The transcript has 7 exons. Lineage: Eukaryota; Fungi; Basidiomycota; Agaricomycetes; Cantharellales; Ceratobasidiaceae.
AUGUCUGAAAGGGCAUCUAUAUCCAAAGACCCCGUGCUACCACCUAGCGCCCCCCGAAGGUUGGCCUCUAGAUCACCGUCGACUUUGCAAUUCAGCAUUGGGGUUAGGGAGACGUCAGUACAAAUGUAUGCGCAUGAAUCAAGGCUUACCCGGUCCCAAGAUGUCCCCCCGUCCUUUGCUUACCCAACGCCGGGUACUGGGCGCAAGAAUGACUUGGAGCCUGCUUCCGCGCCAAGGCACAACCUACGAGGUAUAUGCGAUGCUGAUGUUGAAGACUCGGAUUCUCCGAUGGAGGGGAGUAUUACAACGAGUAGACCAGUGUUUAACAAGGUUGUGGGCACGAACUCCGCCAAACACACAGAGAGUUUGCAGAGAAAUGACGAGAGCAAGGACGAAGGCGGAGGCGAGGGUGGUUUGGAGGCGGACUCAAGCUCGGACGACAAGGAAGGAGGCAAUGAAGUGUUGGGUUCUCCUCGAAGGCGAAAAGGUCCUAUUGCAGCCAAAAUCAGAAGUUCCGAGUUAUCCCAUGCAUCCUCCUGCGCCAAUACUUCCAGGAUCCAGAAACGCGCAAAGUCAAGAUCAAGUAGACCUGCAUCCUCUAAUAGGACCCCUUGGGACACAAGACUUUCAAGAGAAGGUAUGCCUAGACAUAGUACCCCUAGAAGCUCUGUGCUUCCUAGAGACAGCAUACCUACAGAUAGUCCCAACAACCCUUUUGGACCUACUAGGUACUCUAUUGAGCAAUCCUCUCCUGAGGAGCUAGUGAUUCCCCAACCUAUCCAACCCUAUGAAUCACCCAUCAAGCCACAUGCUUCCAUGCCAGCCUUGGAAGACCCUCAAGCAGGACCUAGUAGCUCAAGGAUAUCCCUCACUCUCAUAAGUCAUCAUCCAGACACUCUCCAAGAUUGUCUCCUUUGGAAUAUGAAGCUAUUCAGGAAGCAAACAAGCUAG